Elephantulus edwardii (Cape elephant shrew) is the source of this 624-nucleotide messenger RNA. Its product is annotated as B-cell CLL/lymphoma 7 protein family member A-like. The coding region runs from base 1 to 624 and encodes 207 amino acids. The record is from RefSeq and is a predicted model, not a curated record. Lineage: Eukaryota; Metazoa; Chordata; Mammalia; Macroscelidea; Macroscelididae. The transcript has a single exon.
AUGUCGGGCAGGUCGGUUCGAGCCGAGACCAGGAGCCGGGCCAAAGAUGAUAUCAAGAGGGUCAUGGCGGCUAUCGAGAAAGUGCGCAAAUGGGAGAAGAAGUGGGUGACAGUGGGUGAUACGUCCCUACGGAUCUACAAGUGGGUCCCUGUGACGGAGCCCAAGGUAGACGAAAAGAACAAGAAUAAGAAAAAGGGCAAAGAUGAGAAGUGCGGCUUAGAGGUGACUCCCCGGGAGAACAGCUCCUCUCUCGGCAUGAUGAACAUGCAUGGCGCCAACAGCAACCAGAGCUCCAUAGCAGACUCCUCCCCCAUCAAACAGGAAAUCAGCAUCAACUCAAGCUCCGCUAUGGCCAACUCGGCCGUGCCCGAUGAGGUCGCAGAAGCCAAGGCAGACGAGGCCCAGGCUGACAGGAAGGAGCACCCUGGGGCCAAAGACGCCGACGACGAGCAGAACUCGCAGUCUUCGAUGGAAAACUUGACAAAUUGUUCAGAGAAAGUGGGAAGGCAGCCAUCUCGGGACGCGGGUCUCGCCUCAAACGAAGUAGCAAUCUCUCAAGCUUUGGAAAGAGUGCCAACAUUGAAAAACCAGAAGCUGGAGGGGCUGCAGCCUGAGGAGCUGUAG